This is a messenger RNA of Glycine soja, 4758 nucleotides long. RefSeq lists its product as uncharacterized. The coding region runs from base 312 to 4367 and encodes 1351 amino acids. The record is from RefSeq and is a predicted model, not a curated record. The transcript has 4 exons. Lineage: Eukaryota; Viridiplantae; Streptophyta; Magnoliopsida; Fabales; Fabaceae.
UUUUUUUCUUCUUCUUCCUCAAUCUUCCUCUUUCUCUUGUUUUCGUGCCGCCCCACACUCUCUUUGUCAAACCAUCAAAAUACACAUAGCCAAUACCAUAAACACACGUUCAGCUCCUCAUAGCUCCUGUUACCAUUGUUUUGCCCCAUAAAGUAAACAAAAGAAAGAAAACAUUGAAAAUCCCAAUUACCCUUUGUUUUCUUUUGUUUCUACAAUCAUAUCUGGGAUUGGAUUGAUCUGUGGGAUUUAUUUUGAUUCAUGUUGAGGUUUUAAUUAGGGGGAGAGUUAUCAAAGGAGGGAGUGAGAGGAAGAUGGGAUCAGAAAUUGGAAUCAAAAUAAGGAAAAUUGUUGUCAUUUCAAUCAGAGGUGGUUACAGAUCAGUUUGCAACCAUCCAUUCCUUGUGGGGGUUUUUUGUUUCCUGAUUUUGUUGUACAGAUCUUUUCCUUUUCUGUUUUCUGUUUUGGUCUCUGCAUCUCCUGUUUUGGUCUGCACUGCUAUUCUGCUUGGGACCCUUCUCAGUUUUGGGCAGCCAAAUGUGCCUGAAGUUGAGAUAGAAGAGAAAGUUACUCAUGACAUUUCAUCCUUCCAAGCUGGGUUCUCCGAGGGUGACACUGUUUUUGCUGACAGAGAUGAGAGCUAUUUUGUGAAGGGGUAUUCAGAAAAUAGGAGUGAUGUGGAAGAGAGGGGCAUUGAGGAGGAAGCAAGUUUGGUUAGUGAGAGGGAUAAUAGGGCCGAAGAAGAUCGCGGAUUGCUUUCUUCUGACAUGCCUCCAGAUGAUGAAAAGUUGCCGGAUAUUAUUCAGCCCGAGAAGCAAGAAAAAGAGGAAGUGGAGAGGGAAAUGAAAUUCCAUAGUUUUGAGUUGGGAAAGAAUAGGGAAAUUCAUGAAGAGAACCUUAGGUCUGAAGCUUUUUCGAGUGAUGAUGAAGCUAUUGAGAAACAAUAUGUCAUGGUUCAAAAAGUGGAUGAUGAUGUAUUUGAAUUUGAAAAUGAGAAAAGUCCCGGAGAUCAUUUGGACUUUUCUGCCAGCUCAUCUUGGAAACAGGUGGAAAACGACGAUGACGAGGAUGACUCGGUGGAGUCAGGUUCUGAUGGGGCUGAGAGCUCUUCACCAGACGCUUCCAUGGCUGACAUCAUUCCAAUGCUUGAUGAACUCCAUCCACUACUAGACCUAGAUGCUCCACAGCCGGCUCAUGUGUCCCGUGAUGGUUCUGAUGCUGCAUCUGAGAACUCUGAGAAAAGUGAUGAUGACAGUGUCGAAUCAGACGAUGAUAGUGAAAACCACGGUGAUGCGGACGAUGAUGGUAUUGAUGAGCCUGAUGAUGAAGAGGAAGAAGAAGCGGCAGGUGGCAAAGAGGAGGAUGAAAGUAAAUCUGCUAUUAAGUGGACAGAGGAUGACCAAAAGAAUCUCAUGGAUCUGGGAAAUUUAGAGCUGGAAAGGAAUAAAAGAUUGGAGAAUCUUAUUGCUAGGAGAAGAGCACGGAGAUUGAUGACUGAGAAGAAUCUAAUAGACUUAGAUUGUGCUGAUAUUCCCUGUAAUGUUGCACCUAUUGCUAUGACCAGACGUAACCCAUUUGAUUUUCCUGAUGACUCAUAUGCUGCCAUGGGAUUACCACCCAUUCCUGGAUCUGCUCCGUCUAUUCUACAGCCUAGACGAAACCCUUUUGAUAUUCCCUACGACUCAAAUGAAGAAAAACCUGAUCUUAAGGGGGACAGUUUUCAACAAGAGUUCAAAGUGUUUCAUCAAAAAGAGGCCUUUUUUCGGCGGCAUGAAAGUUUCAGCGUGGGACCAUCAGUAUUGGGGUUAUCCAAGCAAGAGAGGUAUGAUUGGAAACCUGUCUUUAUAUCUGAAAGGAUGGCUUCGGAGGGAACAAGCUAUCCUUCAUUCCAGAGGCAAUCAAGUGAAGUUAGUGAUUCAAAGUUAAGUUCUGUUCCAGAUACUGAAUCUGUGAGUUCAAUUGAUCAGGAUGACAGGAAAUUCAGUGAGCAAGACUUGUCUCAAGAAACUGAAUUUAUAUCUAACAUUGACCAUGUUUCUGAUGUUGUUGAACAUGGAAGCCAAUCCUCUGGAGAAAAUGAUUCUGUGGAGAUGAUACAAGUUGAGGAGAGCAAUGCUUGUCAGGAUGAAGGGGAAAUAGUUCUGGGCGGGGUGGAAGAUCCUUCUGAGAUGGUAUUCUAUCCUGAAACAGGAGAGGUUGAAAUCCACGAACAAUUCAAUGCAGGGGAAACACAUUUGAGAAGAGAACCAAGUCAUGAGGAGAGUGUCGGCAGCAGCAGAUCAAGCCAUUCUUCACUAUCGGAAGUAAUUGACAGCAUACCAGAUGAAAACAUGGAAAAAGCGGAAAAUUUGCAGCAAGGAGAUGAUCAUCUCUCUGAAUCUAGAAUUUCAACACAAGCUUCAGUGGAGGAAUCAAUCUUCCAGCAAGUUAGUGGUGAGGUGGAAGAAAAUCACCAUGUAGACCCUGUUUAUGAUCUUAGUCCACAAGCUUCUGAAACACUCCAAUUGUUUCCUUCAAUAUCUUCUCAUGAUUCUGCUAUGGAGUUGUCUGAGAGGGCAUUGCCUCCUGCUUCAGUAGAAAUGACUGCUAAUGCGGCAGAAGAAGAGUCCAAAGUGCAUGAUCACAGACUGGAAGGUAAUACUUCUGAUCAUGAUAAAACUCAAGCAGCCUCUUCCGAACUACAUGAGGAAGCCAAAAAUGAAUUGAGUUCUGAGAAAUCUGAAGAUGUGAAUAAUGUUACUGCAAAUGAGUUAUCUGCAGUUGCCCCAAAUUUUGUUGAUCAGAAUGGAUCUACAAUGGCUGAGCCGCAGGUUGUCCCUGUUUCUGUGGAUUCAAAUUUGUCUUCUGAUAUUGGAUCAAUAAAGGAUGUGACUAAUUUAGGCUUAGUUCAUGGGCAGGAUCUAGCUGACUACAUACGUGCUGAUUCUGAAGUUCUUCACCAAGACAGUGUAGAUUCUCCAGAUUCAGAUUAUCAAAUGGCUUCUGAAAAGUCACAUCUAUCAGAUAAUGAAUCUGUGGAGGAAGGAGCACUGCCCAAUUUAGAAUCAAGAUUUGAUAAUGCAAAUAUGUCUACGUCAGUCCAAGAUGCAGAUGAAAUGUUUGAUUCUGCGGCUUCUGAUGCCCACCAUAUUUCUUCUAAUGGUUCACCUAUGGCUGCCCCACGGGAUUUAGAGCUCUCACCUGCAGCAGGGCCAUCACCAGUGGUUCAUCCUGAUUCACCUUCUGAAGAAACUGAACAUAUAGAAAAAUUUUCAUCAAAUAAUGAUGACAUAUUUCAGAUUCAGCAAGGUAAAACCAACAUCCACCAAGAUUUGGAUAAGAAUACGGUUGCUUUCACUUCGGGCAGUCAACAUGAAAUUGAUGUGAAGUCUCCCUCUAACUUGGAGAAUGAUCUGUCAAGCUCUGAUAAAUCAGUUGUUGCACAAUCUUCUAGUGAUCAUGAUGAAAUUCAGAGUUCUAAUGCUAUCCAGGUUGAAUCUGCACACUGUUUUGGCACUUCCAAUGAUGAAGUUGGAGAAUUGCAUGAUGCAGUUGACAAAUUUCCUCCAAGCAUUUCUUCUGUGACCUCUGAAAAAUUUGAGACCCCUAAAUUCAGGUCACCCACUGGUGAAGCAGAUUUGGAAGUUGAUAGGCACGGGGAAGUUGAAAAUGAAGACCAAAAUGAAGUGCUAGAAACUGCGCUUCAUUCAGAAGAGAGCAUGUCUCAGGUUACUGAAGAAAAUAGCAAUGAAGAAUUUGAUGAUAUGAAGGAAAUUGAUGAAGAAUUCUUGUCAGAAUUGGACACUGUUGGAGACUUUAGUGUCAAUGAUGCUGGUGUAUCACUUCAUACUGGCAUUGAACAUGAGAAAAUUAGAGAUGCUCAACUUAGUUCACUCCCUAAGGAUGUAAAGACAGAAGAGUUUGAGCAGGACAUCCCAGUUCUUGAAGCAAGAUCACUUGAAGAUAUUAACUUGGCUUUUAAGCAACUUCAAGAAGGCGUGGAUGUCGAAGAGGUCAUCAAUCGAAGUACUAUUAAGGAUCAGAAUGUCGGUGGAGAAUCUAAAGAUCAUCUGGAAAUUAAUUCAGACCUUCAAGUUGUUGAAGCCAGAUCUCUAGAAGAUAUUAACAUUGCUUUAAACCAAGUCUCUGAAGGUAAUAAAGGGGAGCUGCCAAAUUCUUUGGAUUCGAAAGACACUUCAGUCAAAGUAGAAGAAAAUGAGGAUGGCUCAGCCAAGGUGAAUGAAUUCUUUAACGUAGCAACCAGUUCUGAGGAAAUGAGCAGAACUACAGUGGAUAAAUCAGAAGAUGUACCUAAUAGCAGCUCCGGUAUCGAGGAGAAAUCUCACAGUAGGAAAUCUAGUUCCAGCUCGAGCUCAAGUGAUUCUGAUUGAUACCGAAAGGCCACUUUGAGCAAGAAGAAAGAGUUGUAAGUUUCUCAUUUAUGUUUUUUAUUUAAUUUUUUCUUCAGUGAUGGGAGUUUGGGUAUCUAGCCUUGGCACCAAUCAUGUCUUGGCUAAUGGUAGUCACAAGUCAGGUUUCUCAAAUUUUGUUGGAUUGGUUUCUUCAAGAAUGAGUUUUUGGUUUUAUUUCUUGAAGCGUGAAGUUUUUUGUUCAGUUUUAUCCCGCGAGUGUGAGUAAUUUGACAGAUAUAGGUUGAGUGUUUAUUUCCAACAGGUGCACAUUGUGUAGUCCAAAAAGAACAAAAGAAAAAGAAAUUGAAUUAUUGUACAUUAUACUUUGAUUGUAGAAAUGGUGAUUGGACUUUGUUUGUGUAUACAUCAA